UCAUAACACAUUCACUCGAAUAUUAAGCAAGCUCUGAAAUCUUUAGAGCCACUGUAAAAAAUUCGAGCAAAGAAAAAAAGAGAAAAAAGAGAGAGCCCGGUUUUAGUAAAUACAAGGAAAAACCCUACCAAAGCAGAGGCAGAGGCGGGGAUGGGUGGUUGGGCUAUUGUUGUACAUGGUGGCGCCGGCGUCGACCCAAACCUCCCGGCUGAGCGUCAGGAAGAGGCUAAACAGCUUCUCACUCAUUGUCUCAAUCUCGGCAUUUCUGCUCUGCGCUCCUCCCUCCCUGCUAUCGAUGUCGUCGAGCUCGUUGUGAGAGAAUUGGAAACAAAUCCAUUCUUCAAUUCGGGGCGUGGAUCUGCCCUGACUGAGAAAGGAACGGUGGAGAUGGAAGCGAGUAUUAUGGAUGGGAAUGGCAGACGCUGCGGUGCAGUUUCUGGCGUUACCAGCGUUAAGAAUCCCAUCUCACUUGCCCGUUUGGUCAUGGACAAGUCGCCCCACUCUUAUCUCGCCUUUUCUGGUGCUGAAGCAUUUGCCAAAAAACAUGACAUGGAAAUGGUGGAUAAUGAAUACUUCAUUACUGAGGACAACAAGGGCAUGCUAAAACAGGCAAAAGAAGCCAACACCAUCCUGUUCGACUACAGAGUCCCGUUGGAUUCCUGUGGCGCGGGCGUGGAGAGUCCGAUUGUGAUGAAUGGGCUCCCUAUUAGCGUCUAUGCGCCAGAGACUGUUGGCUGUGCUGUGGUGGACAGCCAAGGCCGGUGUGCAGCUGCUACAUCCACUGGUGGCCUCAUGAACAAGAUGAUGGGGCGAAUUGGUGAUUCCCCUCUAAUUGGUGCUGGAACCUACGCAUGUGAUUUAUGCGGGGUCUCUUGCACUGGGGAAGGCGAGGCCAUCAUACGUGGAACUCUGGCACGUGAUGUUGCUGCAGUGAUGGAGUACAAAGGGUUGGGCCUGCAAGAAGCAGUGGACUUUGUGGUGAAAGAAAGGCUCGACGAGGGGAAGGCCGGACUAAUAGCAGUGUCCAAGACUGGAGAAGUGGCGUAUGGAUUCAAUUGUGUAGGAAUGUUUAGAGGAUGCGCAACUGAGGAUGGGUUCAUGGAAGUCGGCAUUUGGGAAUAGAUAGCCCAUGGCUAGUAUUUGGUUGGAAGGCCUCUUUGCUUUGGUGGUUCGAUUAAUAAAUAGAAACCAUAAAAAGUGUCAGCUUGUUGACAAAACUGUUGUGGUUUUGUUUUGUUUUUUUCUUAUCUUUCUGUCCUUUUAUGUUAAGCUAGCUGGUGUCUACAACAAUGUAGUGAUGUUGUGAUGAUGAUAUAUGUUUCAUUGCUUUUCAUCAA
Messenger RNA from Daucus carota subsp. sativus, 1337 nucleotides. RefSeq names its product probable isoaspartyl peptidase/L-asparaginase 2. The transcript has 4 exons. Bases 151 to 1122 code for a protein of 323 amino acids. The record is from RefSeq and is a predicted model, not a curated record. NCBI's taxonomy places the organism in Eukaryota, Viridiplantae, Streptophyta, Magnoliopsida, Apiales, Apiaceae. Gene Ontology annotation, molecular function: hydrolase activity.